Messenger RNA from Sungouiella intermedia, 1146 nucleotides. The record is from the annotation of a GenBank genome assembly. Lineage: Eukaryota; Fungi; Ascomycota; Pichiomycetes; Serinales; Metschnikowiaceae.
AUGAGCAAACACCAGUUGGUCCAGUCGCUCAAGGAUACUCUCCCGACAUACUCUGGUGACUUCCCUCCCCAAUUGCUCUCGUAUGUUGAUUCACUCUACCUGCUAAGCCAUCAGCAGCUUCCAGUUCUACCGAAUAGAGGUGAAGUUGCCAGAUACCAUUUAUGUGCAUAUUUAGGUGUCGAGAGAUGCCAGGAGCGUCUUAAAUUGCCUAUACCACUGGCUCAGAAGAUUCCUCUCCAGCCCAAAAUUGCAGAAAAGCUUCUACAAGAUCUACGGCUGUUGGUGGUCAAAUCUCCAGCUUCAAGUCCUCGAAAGAGAGUCCAGACGCCGACCUCGUCACCUUCCAAAAGACAGAAUGCUCCCAUUGUUGGUUCUCCACUCAAAAGGCUGCGUGUGGCCGAAGAUCUUGCUUCAGAUACUCUGCCUGCUGGUAACGGAAAGCUGACGGUCAAGGCAGAGAAUGAAGAAUCGCCAUUUCUCUCCAAAUCCGGAGUGGAAUCUCCGUUUGUGACAAAAUUGACCAACUCCAUGGAUGCACCCAAAACGCCUACCAGAUCACCAAAGAAGAGCAAGCUUUCUGCUGCGUCAACGCCCAAUAGUCCAAGGUACAUUCGACAGUUGAGCAUAGCUGACUUUAUCUCGUUUGCCAACAACUUCUACAUCCCAGCAACCGUCACACCUCAUAUAUUGGAGUUCUUCAUGUCGCAAAGAUAUAAGUUCGCCAAAAAGAAUGAGUGGUUCUUGGCAUGUGGCCUCAUCUAUGCAGCCUACAUUCGUAUUAAUGAUCGCAUCAUGGUUUCUGCUGUGAAGAAGACGGAACUCCAGGACCAGCUUUUCCAGUACCAGAAAGGAGGUCUCGGUAAACAGAACAUGGUAAUGUGGCUCAACAUUAUUGAGGAGUCCGUAAAGACUGAGGCAUGGAUCAUGGAUUUGGAGUUGAAGUACGUGCAUAAUAACUGGACCCCAGAGGAUACAACAAGAGAGAAGGAGAUCGAAGCUAAGUUGGGACGAGGAUACGAAUUGUUGCUGGAUUUUGGAUCCAUGAUCAGUCCAUCGCAUAUGUUCAACAAAGCGUCUCAAAAGAAGUAUUACGAUGUGUGGACGAAAAGAUUGCUCGAAGAGCUUGACAAUGCACAAGACAAAUGA